CAUUAGCUGAUGAUAUUUCCGUAAUACUAUAGUAUUCCGUAAUACUAAAUUAAACUCGUUUUGGAUCCUAUUUUGGAAACACAUUUGGCUCUGAUAUGCCAGAAAAUAGAAUCCCGUCACCACUAAGAAAGAAUUAUCAUUACUGUAUUUCCUUUUGAACAGAAUCGGUUUUUAAAGAGUAUAUACAUAAUCAGUUAAACUCGUUUUUGAUCACCUUUUGGAAACACAUUUUGCUCUUGUUUUCCGGCGAAAAUAAGUCCCGUCAACACGACGAAAAAACUGAAAAAGCCAAUGUUAUUAUUUUCAGUACUGCAUCAGCUGCUAGUCGCCUCGUUUUGGAUCAUAAUUCUAUGGAAACUGGUAUAACUUUCAUCUGGAAAAAUAGCUCUCACGAUACCAAGAUAAAUGAUUAAACAUGUCUCGUGCACGAACCAUAAUUUGUCUCGUUUUCUUGGGCAUUUUCUACGUAAUUUAUCAAGUUGGCUCUCCCGCGCUUUUUAGCAAGAUAGUCCGGAUGGAACAGAGAAUUCUGAACAUGUCUACCAUGUCUACUGUAGCGAGGCAUGUGCAAUCCUUAAGUAAACUCCAUCGAAGCAAAGCUGGUCAUUUCAAGAACGAUACGAAUGCACACGAAUACAAGUAUAUCCACAACCCAUCUUACACCUGCUACGAAAGAGAUGGAUCGAAAAUGAAGGUCCAUGUGCUUUUCUUUUCUCCUACAGCAACAUAUCAUUUUAAGAGACGUCAAGCGAUUCGAGAAACGUAUGGUAAUUCAAGCCACUGGGAGUCUUUGGGUGAACAGGGAACGAUGCGCACUGUCUUCCUUUUAGGGUCUACGUCAAACGAUACUCUACAAAGUUAUAUUGAUUACGAAGCCAUUCGCCAUGGGGACAUUGUCCAGGAGAACUUUCAUGACAGCUACCUUAACCUGACAUUAAAGACAACGAUGGGUUUGAAAUGGGUUACCAAUUUCUGCCGACAUGCUCAAUAUGCCAUUAAAAUUGACGAUGACACCAUGAUGAACCAACGUCGUUUCUUUAACAAAAUGUUGACCAAGCCACCAUUGACCAACUAUGCAGCCGGGAAAACGUGGGUUGGGGCAGUGGUAAAACGGGACAGAAAAAACAAAUUCUACCUAUCGAAGGAGGAAUAUCCUUUUCCUCAUUAUCCGCCAUAUUUGGAUGGACCGGUCUAUAUAUUAUCUACGGAUGUGGUCCAAAGGGCCUUCAAUGUUGCCUUAACCAUGCCCAUCUUCAAGUGGGAGGAUGUCUACCUAGGGAUGUGCCUCAAGGAAGUUGGAGUUCCACUUCGGGACAUUAAGAAUUUUCGAUUAAUGCAAUUUACCGGAGGGAGUAUGAAACGUCGUGUGCAAGAAGUGAACUCCUAUGCUUUUAUAUCAGGCUUGAAUGUUACCGAAAUGAUAUGGGUUUGGAACCAAGGUCGUAUAGGCAAUUAGUCACUGAUUAAAUUGCAGACAGAGACUGCAUAUCUCUGCUAAAGAAUACGAAAUCCUAUAAUUCAAAACUAGGAAAUAUCAAACCUCAUUAUUUCUUCAAGCCAUUUCGAUAAGUUUUCGAAUGCCAGCCUGUUGAAGUCCAUUCUUGCGGAAUUCAGCUUAUUAUUUUAGGGUGGAGUACAGUAGACAUAUCUCUUUCAAUGUUACAAUGGGUCUAGGGCGGGACAGACUCGAGAAAGCAAUUUUUCAGAAGUAACAAGGGUCAUCGUCUUUUCAUGAAGGUGACUUGGUCGUAUUUUGCGAAUGAAUCAUUGUUAUUUAAAGAGAAUGCUGCCAAAUCGAUUUUUAUGAAUUAAUAAGCCAUUUCGUAAUUAUAAGGUUGAUUUUUUAGUAUAUUAAGUGUUAUGUCUACUUGCCUGGUAUAACAUUUUUUGCGAUAUUCAACUCUUAUAAAUGUACCACUACAUAGUCCAGGUGACGCGACUUGUAGGUUACGUUCAUUAAAUUUGUUGUAAUUUUCUUUACAUUGCCGGCCUUAAUUCAAUUCAAUUCAAUUAUGGUUUAUGUCGUAUAAAAACAACACAUGUUACACAGCCAGACGGC
Molecule: messenger RNA, 2059 nt
Organism: Lytechinus variegatus (green sea urchin)
Lineage: Eukaryota; Metazoa; Echinodermata; Echinoidea; Temnopleuroida; Toxopneustidae
Product: beta-1,3-galactosyltransferase 5-like
Exons: 1
Coding region: 416-1456 (346 amino acids)
Cellular component (GO): membrane
Molecular function (GO): hexosyltransferase activity
Source: RefSeq, a predicted model, not a curated record